CUCACUCUCUCUGUCUCUCUCAAAAUAAAUAAAUAAAAACUUAAAAAAAUUUUUUUACCAGUUUUGGAGUGUGCUUUCUUUGAGCAUAUUAUAGGCGUCUGCUAAUUUACUAUAUAUAGUGAAAUGAAUAAAUCUGUUUUCAUGGAGGAAAGAAUCGAUCGGUGAAAUAUUUAGGCAGGCAGCCCUUAAGAAAUAGUAUAAUAGGGCUCAACUGUGAGGGGGCUGUGCUGGGUCUGCUGGGUCCGUCCUCCUCACCCCCAAUUUCAGGUGUCUGGGCAGACAGACGUGUGUGGGGUGAGAGGCUCAGGAUUGGGGAAGGCUGGAUGCUGUGUCCAGGCUCUGACAUGUUUUUAAAAGAUACUGCUCCCUUGUGUAGCAUCGGUCUGCUCUUCACAGCCUUUCUCCCGAGGGAACUGAUGAGUGGUUUUCUUGGAUCUUCUAGGUUUCCCUUGCGAAGCCUGGUGUCCGCCCUUCUCCUAGUGGGCAUCUUCUUCUGUGCUGUGAGGAGGGGGCCCUGGGGGCUGGGCGUGGCAGGCAAGGACAGGGGCCGCCUCUUCAGUGCUGGGGAGACACCUGCCAGGGUCUUAAAGUACAGUGUCAACGUGUGGUUUGCGGAUGUAGCUGGUUGUGAAGAGGCCAGGCUGGAGAUGAUGGAGUUCGUGAAUUUCCUGAAGAAUCCCAAGCAGUGUCAGGACUUAGGAGCCCAAAUUCCAAAGGGAGCCAUGCCCACUGGUCUCCUGGCACUGGAGCUGCUUCUUGCCACAGCCACUGCGGGGAAGGCCAGUGUGCCUUUCAUCACCGUGAAUGGGUCAGAGUUCCUGGAAACAUUUGUCGGCAUUGGGCCAGCAAGGGAUGGACGCUCGCGGCGCUCCCUUUGGGCUGGGUGGGUGCUCCCUUUGGGCCGUCACGGUGCUCACUCACAGGCCCGGCAACUUGACAUGGAGGCCUUGAGAGGAAGACACAGGUCCUGCAGCCCAGCGAGAAGGCGACCGUGCCGGACCGUGGCCCACCACGAGGCUGGGUGUGCAGCGAUUGUGCAGUUUGGGAUGACCGAAAAGCCGCACCACGUGUCCUUCGACUUGCCCCGACAAGGCGAGAUGCUGGUGGAGACGGCUAGUGAGGCCGCCGCCCAGCUCACUGAGGAGGAGGUGCGGUCUGUCGGCUCCGCCUGUGAGCAGGCCCCGGCCCCGCUGACCGGCUGCUGAGAGCCGGUGGAAGAGGCGGGCAAGCGGCUGCUGGAGAAGGGCAGACACGGUGAGUUGCUGGGGCGCCGGCCCUUUGCGGAGAAGCCCGCCUGCAAGGAGUUUGUGAAAGGCACCAGCAGCCUGGAGGAGGACGCCUCCCUUCCUGAGGGGCUGACGGCCUGGAACCAGGGGCGGGAGGAGGGGGCUGCAAAGCGCUGCGUGCAAGAGAGCCCAGCUUAGCAACCCUGGCUUUGAAAGCUGCUGCCACAAUCACCGGCAAACACCUUAAAACCUGAGCUCACCGUGUCAUGAAGUCUCCACUAAACUCAGCCUUCAUUAGCUGAGCUAAUGGGACCCUCUGACAGAGGUGGGAGGUGCUCUCCUCAACCCCGUGAAAGCCCCAUGAUGUCCAGGACCUGGACGUUGGUCCAUUUUGGGGCUUGGUGCAGCCUCCUCAGGCUCACACCCCCAGCACACGCCCAACCUGCUGGCUGCCUCCUCGUGACCAGUCGCUGCUCUGGGAACCUGCCUGGGCUCAGAAGACUUGCCGGGGAGCUACCUCGGGCCUCUUCUGGCCUGGGCGUGUGCGUGUGCAUGCGUAGGAGGGGAUCUUCACUUCCUAAGGACUAGAAAUCCAGGGCACUUGUCCCUGACACGUGACCCAUAUAAGCAGCCCAGAGUACAGCACCGAGGAACCCCCAGUGGCUUCAGCUGGAGAAGGCCCAGCGCAGUUUUGCUGCUAGGGCAGCUCCUGUACCCUCGACACGCUCUUCUGAGCUCUGGUGUCACCUAGAAAGGAAGAGACACCGGUUGGGCCUUGGGAAGAGGUGAGAUUUUAAUCCCAAUGUUUGUAAAUAAACUCUGCGGAAGCCAUA
Molecule: messenger RNA, 2059 nt
Organism: Lynx canadensis (Canada lynx)
Lineage: Eukaryota; Metazoa; Chordata; Mammalia; Carnivora; Felidae
Product: AFG3-like protein 1
Biological process (GO): mitochondrial protein processing; protein-containing complex assembly
Cellular component (GO): m-AAA complex
Molecular function (GO): ATP binding; metalloendopeptidase activity; ATP-dependent peptidase activity
Source: RefSeq, a predicted model, not a curated record